AGGAAUAUGAAUUUGGGUAAUACAAUUAUAAUUAUUUGAAUGAAUAACAUUGUCUUCUUUUCUCAGAAGGUUUGGACCCAGAGCUGAGAACACAGAGGACAAAGGAUCUUCUUUUGAUAUAGGAAAUGUGUGUUUAUUUUUAUUGUUUAUCUGGAUGAAAUGUACAUUGAUGGAACAAACAGCAAACAUGUCCAGCUAGGACACUCCUAGCAAUGUUGACUGAAAGAUCAUUACCCCAAUAAUUAGGAUCUGCCAGUCAUUCCUGAGGCCCGCUGGGAUUAAUUUAACUCUACUGUUGGGAAAGGAGACUUCAGAGUUGUUUUUAUUGCUCUGAAAGCACUAAAUGAGUGACAUUACGUGUAUUGCAACUACAGAAAGAUGAACAACACUCUGCAAGACAGAAACAUGUUUACAGUACAAGCAGACGUUAUAUUUCACGCAGCAAACCCUGACUCUCCAGAAUCACCUAUCCCAGCUGAAGGGAACAACAACAAUGUCACAGCUAUGGGGAAAACAGGCAUCCCCAGCAUGGAAAUACUGCAUGGUCUCCCGGGUACAUGGGAUACAUCAGAAUCAGGAGGUUUAACUGACAAUAGGAUUUUGGGCAACUAUGGUGCUGUAACAGGUGCAGAAUACGCACAAGAUGCUGCCUCUAGUGACAGUGGAUUUCAAGAGCACAUACAGCCUCUGGACUCAUCUAGAGCACAAAAUCUGGACCUUAGUUUGAGAAAUAUGAGUGAAGCUUCAAGUCAAGGAAAUAUUAGAGAAGAAACGAAUGGAACAAAGGUAGCUUCCAGUUUGGCACCCUCUCUGUGCUUCAGACCAGAGAACAAGGAGGAAAUUGACAAAUUAGCCAAUGUCCCAAGAGACGGUGAGGUGGUUCAGAGUCAGUUUGAUAUUAAAAAUGUCUCCUCCACAUCAGAGGACAAAAAUAAUUCCUAUUCAAGCUCUCAAAAAUCGAGGUCACUUGAAAAAACCCUGGGAUGCUUUAUAAGUUCCUCUGAAGGAGCAGAUCAGACCCGUUACAGAACAUCAUUUGGACAGACUGGGCAGGAAUCGAGCCAAGGGCUAAAGCAAAAUGGAUCUGCAGUAAGAGAAGCUCUAUCUGCAAAAGAAGAGCCGAAUUUAGUCAUAGAGGUGGGCGGACAGAAAAUACAAGCACACAAAUCAGUAUUAGCUGAGAAAAGUGAUUAUUUUAAGGCCAGGCUUUCUCGAGACAUCCUGAAAGUAAAAGGAAUGAGCUACAAGACCUUGUCAGCGCUUGUAGAUUAUGUUUACUCUUCCCAGAUGAACGUAAGCAAAGACAAUAUUGUGGAUGUCAUCACAGGAGCAAAGAUUCUGCAGAUGCCCUGUGCGGUCCAGGCUGCUAUCGACACCAUAUCCACACAGAUCACACCUGAGAACUGCUAUGAAAUCCUAAUGAUCGCCAAAAAGCAGCGACUAAAUGAACUGAAAGAAACAGCCUAUCGGUUCAUGAGUGACAACUUUCUCCAGGUUCUGAGAGAUCCGGCCGUCUACGGGCGCCUCACGGGCUCAGAGAGAGACCUCAUACUGCGCAAACGGAUGGAGAGCCGCCAGUGUCUGAUGGUGGCGGAAAUCAACGACGUGUUUGAGCGUGUAGGAAGUAGACCGCCCAGCAGAAACAGCAGCCGUCCCCAGAGUCCUCUCUCCAUCACGUCUUUUGAGGACAAUCACAUGAUCUACUACUACAAUAAGAGCAGUAAGGACUGGCACACCCUGACCGUCAUGCCAGAAGACAUCAACACCAGGGGCUGCGGAAUCUGUACAAUGUACAACUACUUGUUUGUGGCCGGCGGGAUCAGGGGAACUGGGGAGAAAAGCAAAGUCUCGGACAAAGUAUUCUGCUACAAUCCCAUUACAGACCUCUGGAGCGAAGUCCGACCCAUGACCCAAGCACGAUCGCAACUCAAACUCGUCUCCAUGGACGGGAACCUGUACGCCAUUGGUGGUGAAUGUCUUUUCACGGUGGAGAAGUAUGACGCUCGAAUGGACCGCUGGAUGGCGGUGGCUCCUCUACCUAAAGGAGCAUUUGCAGUGGCUCACGAAGCCACUACGUGUAACGGAGAGCUGUACGUCUCGGGAGGGUCUCUUUUCUAUCGGUUGCUGAAAUAUGACCCCAAGAGAGACGAAUGGCAGGAGUGUCCAUACAACAACAGCAGGAAAAAAUCCACAGACAUGGUGGCUCUCAAGAGCUUCAUCUACCGAUUUGAUGUUAACCGUGAACAGGGCAUCAGUGUCUUUAAAUACAACACCAUCGUGAAGAUGUGGCAUGAUGUCGCCUCCCAGCAGCAGGGCUGCACACUGCCAUUUCGAAGCGCUGUCAUCGAUAAUUGCAUCUACUGUGUGAAUAAAUCUCAGACUCUUCAGUUCAUUGUAGAAGAGGAUGGAGGUCGAUUCAAAGACGAGUCUCUGAAAGCACCUGUGGAGGCCAAAGGCAUCUUAUUCCCCUUCGUUCUUAGCUUGCCUGAGAGAGGUGGAAGAAUUGCAUGAGUAGGAUAUUUCAUCCCUCGGAUGGCACUUCGGAGUCAUUCCAAACAUGGAGAAAGAGAAUGCCUGGUCAAUAUUUAUAGAUUAAAUAUUAUCUCCAGAGAAGUUCAAGGAGCCAGCACGUAGUGCUUGAAACUGGAAUGUGUUUCUUUGCAUGGUAAGAAAAACGUGUAAAACAAAUGUAUGUUUGGCGCCUUAAAAUCACAGCUUCACUAUUCAACUUUAGGAGAUGAAGAAAGUCGUACAUUUAUAGCUCAUUUGUGCAGUCUCUUCCUUCAUUUGUUUUGUGCACUUUGUAUCAGAUAGUAAUUUAGGCUGAACCUAAAAAUCCAUUCAUUUGUAAAGGCUAGUUUAUUGCACCGACAGCCCUGACCAACAGCAACAAUUGCCAGAAAUUCCACGACCCGACUAAUACAAUUAAACGUUCAGUUUCUGAUUACAAGCUCUGACCAACUCAGGGGUAACACACUGAUCCGACUGAACCCAACAAGCUUCUCUUUUGCUGUUGAUCGGCUUCUGUCAGUGCACUGCGAAUUAACCUUAAAAUGGCAAUGAAGAGCACAAAUGAACAACUAAAGCACAUAAUGUAAUAAUGUGACCCUGUUUCCUAGCAACAGAUUCUAUGCAAAUAGAUUUUGAAGUAAAAAUUAUACAUUUUUUGAACUACGUAGAAAAGCCUGCAAAAAAUAGCUCUCAAUUCUAGAACUUUGAUACAGCAGGGAUCAAUAAACAAAUGUCCUGAAGCAGCUGAAGGAGAAUCCAUAACCUUUGAUAACAUUAGAGUAACAUUAGGGAAACUUUAAGAGCACAAAGCACUUGACUUCUGUAAUUGCUGCUACUCAAAUAUUACUGGAUCACAGAUGUGAAGUUCAAACCAGUGCAUUUCUAUGACAGCACACUCAGCGGCUCAUUGGCUCUGAGACCCUUCUAGAUUUAAGUCUGUUGUUAAUGAAGACUACAAUUACAGUACAAUACAAUAAUAUUUAUCCAUAAUAAACACUUCAGAUUCUCAGACAUCUGAGAUCUUCAACAGAUAGGGAGAAAAUAUAGUCUUUAUGGUGUUGUCUUAUGAAUUUAGGCUGAACCCAUCAAAGAGAGACAGACACUGUCACAAAACAUUCAUAUGGUAUCCAUAGCAUGAGGCAUUAUAAUGUAAUUUAUGACUUGGAUGUUGCAAUCUGUGUAGACACCCUGUGAUAUUUAGUGUCCAGGAGUAUUUUACUGAGAUAUAAUUGUUCACGCUUCAGUAUUCCCCUAGACAUUUAUGAACGGAUGGAGAAUGCGAGAUGAGUAAUAGUUUGAGGAUAUGGAUUUUAUAAAUGUUUCUUUAGUGUAAUUCUGUUGAAAUAAACUUAAGGGAAUUUGAAUAUGAAUGUUGGUAUGAUUAAGAACUUGAAUGUGAAUGUUUUGUUAGCUUUUUUUAAUCAACCCCAUGUGCUUUAAUCACUUUUAAUGAAGCUGGACAAACAACACAAUUCCAGUAAACAUCAUUCAAAAAAUCAUUCACUGAUGAAUUAAUCAUAAAUCCCUCCAACUUUGCAAUGGUUCCCUAUGCAUUUAAAUGGUAACAACUUUUGUCUAGUGUUUUUUUUUAUUUAUUUUUUUAGAAAUAGUCUGAUAAUUGGAAAACUCUUCAAACAUUCAAAUGAAAGUGUCUAUAAUACUGGUCAUAUGGGGGAGGUGAUUGGGGCAUUGCUUGCUGAUGUGUAUAAAGCUAAUACGCUUUUAAAACAAAUGGCUUGAUGGCUUCACUUUUUCAGUGGCUCUAUGUCAGUUUAACAUCUCACAAACUAAUGUUUCUGUGUUUACAAUAAAAGAUAUUUUGUUUCCUGGUUCAUUA
Messenger RNA from Sinocyclocheilus rhinocerous, 4348 nucleotides. RefSeq names its product kelch repeat and BTB domain-containing protein 11-like. Lineage: Eukaryota; Metazoa; Chordata; Actinopteri; Cypriniformes; Cyprinidae. The record is from RefSeq and is a predicted model, not a curated record. The transcript has a single exon. Gene Ontology annotation, molecular function: protein binding. Bases 379 to 2511 code for a protein of 710 amino acids.